Molecule: messenger RNA, 1755 nt
Organism: Mycena indigotica
Lineage: Eukaryota; Fungi; Basidiomycota; Agaricomycetes; Agaricales; Mycenaceae
Exons: 10
Coding region: 1-1755 (584 amino acids)
Source: RefSeq, a predicted model, not a curated record
AUGGGCGAUGCGGAGGUUAUUGCUGAGCUGGAGCGACUGCAUAUCGAGAUUGACGCGGCAAAGGCGGAUGCGCGCGCCAUUGGAUAUACGCUGGACUCGUUCAGCCCGCACCCACUGAAGGCAAUCGAGGGAAUACAGGCCCAGGUGGAGGAGCAGGCUAAGCUGCAGACCGAGCACUAUGAGCUGCAGCGUCGCUUGGAGCAGCCGUGCUCUGCUGGCGACGUGGAUGCGCGUCUGGAGGAGCUGAGGGAGUGGGAGAAGCGGCUGGCAAUUGAGCAGGAGGUUUGGAACGAGGUGCUGCCGCUUGUCGUGGCCUCGCGGGAGGCCGCACCAAGCCGGACAACAAAAGCCACGAAGGCGAAAGGGACGCCGACGAGAGGAAAGGCUGGCGCUUCCUCUCUACGGACUCCGACAAGACGUGAUUCUCCAGCUCGACGACCAAACUCCUCUCGCCACCACGAUCCGCCCUCGGAGUCUGCAGCUGAGGAAACACCUGCCGCCAGCGCAUUGACUGAGCGUCCGCGAAGUCCUCAAACACCGCAGAAGGCAAGGAAGAUGACCCCGCCGACUCAGAGCAUGGAGUUCCCUGAGUUGCUCCACUGCUCUCCUUUGAGUCGGAAUAUUGCGCCGGCGCCGGAGCAUAUUGCCCCCGCUGAAGCGCCUCCGCAUAUCGAGGUGGUCAUCCCCGCAGAGCAUUUUGCUAUGCUGGAUGAACCCUGCGAGGACACGGAGCAGGCGACGCUUGAAAUGCGUGAUGCGCCACCAGCAAGCAUCAAAAUGAAGACUACUCCCCGACCCAGCGACGUGCCUCCCCAGACUCCAUCUGUGAAUGCCAGUGCGGUACUAGCUCCGACAACACCCAUGGAGCCCCCAGGGGCCCUCGUAUCGCCCCUGCGCAACCUCCGGUUUCGGAAAAUCUUUCCUGGCACUGGCGAAUCCGCAGCGCUCAACCUGGCCCCAACCGAUGCAAAGACCCCUUCGGAAGAGCGGCUGCCAUACAAAUGGGUUGACGGCAAGAAAGUGUUUCUGCGUGACAUAUGGGCGCCGUGCGCGUCGAGGGGGCCAUAUUGGUCAUGGCGUCCAUCGCAGCCAUACUUCUGGUUCAAGAACGAAAAGAUAUACUAUCCCGGGCAGGAGAGCUCGCCGCCGCGGCCGCGCUCUAUGCGUCCCCGUCAGACGACUUACCAACCGUACGUCAGCUACGAGGACCCCAAGCAUCAUCCAUAUGGUGAUGCCAAUCUCGGUCUGAGCGUCCCCGUGUCGGCGCCGGCCCGUCGCCCGUGGGAGCUCCGGCGGCAACUCGGCGUCGAUGCAAAUGCAAAUCCGAGUGCAAAAGUUCGGACAAUACAAACCGCGGAGGCCCGGGUGGCCUCAAUAUCACCUUUGGGCCAGAAAAUCCUUCCUGUGACUGCCAAACCCGUGUCGUCCAAUUCAAACCCAGCCCCGGCGGUCCUAGUAUCGGCCUUGCACAACCUCCAAGUUCGCAGAAUCGGUCCCGCCACUGCUGAAUCCGGGACUCCGAAUUCUGCCGCAGUCAACUUGAAUCCAAAACCAAAUGCCCGUUGGGAGGAGGGGCAGCUGUAUCAAUGGGUUGACGGCAAGCUUAAGAAGGUAUUUCUACCUGGCGUGGGUGAACCGAGAGGCGCCGAUGACAAAACUUCCUACACAGAGCGGAAGAGCGCCAGUAUGCUGUCGCGGCCUGAAGUAUCGGGGGAAGGAUCCAACGGGCGCCUGAUACGACAGCGUCCGGGGUAG